Molecule: messenger RNA, 554 nt
Organism: Nicotiana attenuata
Lineage: Eukaryota; Viridiplantae; Streptophyta; Magnoliopsida; Solanales; Solanaceae
Product: metallothionein-like protein type 2
Exons: 3
Coding region: 87-308 (73 amino acids)
Molecular function (GO): metal ion binding
Source: RefSeq, a predicted model, not a curated record
ACCUAUCCACACAACUUGCUUUAGUGAUUAAACUUUAUUUUACAACAAAUUAAAGGUCUAUUAUCUCCCAACAACAUAAGAAAACAAUGUCUGGCUGCGGAUCAAACUGUGGAUGUGGAUCUAGCUGCAACUGCGGCAGUGGCGGAGGAUGUGGGAUGUACCCAGACUUGGAGAAAUCCACUACCUUUACCAUCAUUCAGGGUGUUGCUCCCAUGAAGAGCUUUGUGGAAUUCGGAGAGAAAGCAGCAGAAGGAGGAAAUGGCUGCAAGUGUGGAUCAAACUGCACCUGUGACCCUUGCAACUGUUAAGAUAUUCUCACUACAAAAACUGCAUUAUGUCUCUGUAUUAAGUGUGAUUGUAAUUAUAACAAUAAAACUACAACCAUGGAACAGAUCAUGAUCAGUUCUUAGGUUUGUGUGUUACUCAUGUGACGUGGCUUUUCUGUUUGUUAAAUUAUCUAUCUCAUACUUUUUCUGGAGUGUGAAUUGGGCUGUAUAUCAAUAUACUACAUAAGUUUGUUUGUUCAGUAAUUGCUUGUGAAGUCACUUACUGUA